GCCAGCUGCUGCAAGCACUUGUCUUGUGUGUUCUUUGGAGCUGAGAUUCCACACUCUUGUUAACCCUGGGAUAACGCCUAUGAUGGUACUCCCGUGCGCAUGAGUGAAUCACCUUUUAUUCCCACCGGCAGCUGAACUCUCCUCCGUCGUUUGAGCAGUAACCAGGAGCUAUGGCGGCGAAAAAGAAGGAUAGCACAAAGAAUGCCCCAUCCUUUGAGGAAAUCAUCCAUGCUGCUCGUGAUAGGCGCCGCAAGCAAGCUUCAACGGACAAGUUCUUCAGCAAAGUAAGAAGUGAAAAUGCACCAGCUGCCAAAAGGCCAGCGCAGAAAGAAGCUCCCAGAAGGAUUGAAAAGCGCACGGCAACCAGAGGUGCCAGAGCCACUAGAAACGCCGAGCCCGCACGCACCGCACACACGCGAACUGCAGACAUACCUCGCUACACUACCAGGGAGGCUCGUCUACUGUCAUCUGCACUACCGGACCCAGACCUGAGCAUCAAGGGCCGAGCCACCGGACCUACCAUAGUACUCGGCAGCAACUUUGCUCCUGGGACUACAGCUGAAGACAUACAAUCGGCCUUUGAACCAGUAGGCGGCAGGAUGUUGAGAUGCCGGCUCAUCGCAACGUAUCCUGCUGUAAUGGCCGAAAUGAUGUUUGCAGACCGCCGUGGUGCUGAUGAUGUUGUCACCAAGUUCAAUAACCAGAAAGCGGACGGAAGGAUCCUGCACAUUCGCAUCAAACCCGAAAUUACCUGACGCCGCUCCACGAUUGUAUCACUCACCUUCUUCCCCCCGAAACAUAAAAGAGAGCUUUGGCGGACACUUCACCCAAACAUCGCAAUCUCAUUACGAAAUAUGAUUUGAAAAUUUGCCCCAUAUCUGGACUCUGCUGAUUUUCUUCGGGUUCGCACCCAAAUUUUGGCCUAGCUAGAUAUUUG
This is a messenger RNA of Coccidioides posadasii C735 delta SOWgp, 937 nucleotides long. RefSeq lists its product as uncharacterized. The record is from RefSeq and is a predicted model, not a curated record. Gene Ontology annotation, molecular function: nucleic acid binding. Lineage: Eukaryota; Fungi; Ascomycota; Eurotiomycetes; Onygenales; Onygenaceae.